AUGGCCGAACAGACACGUUUGAAGAGAGCAUCACAGUCGCAGUCGUCUUUGGAAGAACAAGACGAAGAAGAUUCAGUCGAGGAAACUGAAGUAGAAGAGACGGAGAAUGAACAGCUGGAUGAAUUUAAUAUGUCAACGCGUCGUCAAAAUGAAACUUCUUCGUUACGUGGACCCGUUCCUCCAGUAAGUCAAGCAAUGAGAGAUAAUGGUUAUCGUCGUCCAUUAGAAGAUCUUUCAAAUCAUACACGUACACAGCGUUCACGAUCUCCAGUCGAUCGAGGUACGUUAAUUAAUGAAGAUGAAGAAGAAUUUAGUGAAAGACGAAAUGAAUUUGAAAUUCAAGAGACAUCAGGUACGGUCGGAAUAGAAUGUUUGUUUUGUUCUUGCAUUCCAGGUGCUGAUUUUGCACGUUUUUACCCAGCUCUGGAUAUGCACACUGGAAUAAUGGCCCGAAAAACCGAUCAACGAUCCACAGAAUUAUCAAAAAAGAUGGAUAAAUGGACUAAAAUGAAUGGAACAACGAACAGAGAACUCGACGCAUAUCAAGAUGGAAGUCAAACUCAACGUCCACCUGAAAUGAUAAGGAAAUUAUUUCCAUUAUAA
Molecule: messenger RNA, 603 nt
Organism: Didymodactylos carnosus
Lineage: Eukaryota; Metazoa; Rotifera; Eurotatoria; Philodinida; Philodinidae
Source: the annotation of a GenBank genome assembly